Messenger RNA from Ananas comosus (pineapple), 1494 nucleotides. Its product is annotated as protein-lysine N-methyltransferase mettl10-like. Gene Ontology annotation, cellular component: cytoplasm. Lineage: Eukaryota; Viridiplantae; Streptophyta; Magnoliopsida; Poales; Bromeliaceae. The transcript has 7 exons. The record is from RefSeq and is a predicted model, not a curated record. Gene Ontology annotation, molecular function: protein-lysine N-methyltransferase activity. The coding region runs from base 145 to 1173 and encodes 342 amino acids. Gene Ontology annotation, biological process: peptidyl-lysine monomethylation; peptidyl-lysine dimethylation.
ACCGUCCAAAACCUCCGACAACUCCGGUCUCCAUUCUCUCUCUCUCUCUCUCUCUCUCUCUCUCUCUCUCUCUCUACGAUCCCAAAUCUUUCAUUCUCUCUUUUAGGGUUUCGUUUGCGACCCCGAUCUCUGCACCGGAGGUCGAUGGCGGGGAUACGGUGGCCGCCGGAGGAAUCCGACCUGUUCCCCGGGCGGCCGGCGGCGGCGGCGGCGGCCGGCGGUGGGGAUGUCGUGGCUGGGGUGCUGUCGGACGACGACCGGUCGGUGGCGGCGGACUCGUGGUCAAUCAAGAGCGACUACGGCAGCACCCUCGACGACGACCAGCGCCACGCCGACGCCGCCGACGUCCUCUCCACUUCCCAUUUCCCCCCCGCCUCCGAUUACAGCUCUGACAAGGAUGUGCCAGAUGCUACUGACGUUGAACCAUCAAUGGUGGGCUUGCAGAACUAUUGGGAUGAUUCUUAUUCAGAGGAUCGUACAAAUUUUCAAGAACAAGGCCAUGCAGGUGAAAUAUGGUUUGGUGCUGAAACAAUUGAUGUUCUGGUGGGCUGGACCAAAAAUUUGUGUGUAAAAAUUUCUGAAGGCCAGAAUGUAACUGACAUAGAGAGCUCUAACUCCGAAUCAAGUGACAUCCCUAAAGACUUGUCCAGCUGGAGUGUGCUUGAUGUAGGAACAGGAAACGGUCUGCUGUUGCAGGAGCUUGCAAAGCAGGGGUUUUCUGAUCUAACUGGAACUGAUUAUAGUGAAGAAGCAAUUGAGCAUGCCCGGAACCUUGCUGUUCGUAAUGGAUUUUCCCAAAUCAACUUCUUGGUUGAUGAUGUUUUGGAGACGAAACUGGAGAGAAAAUUUCGACUUGUAAAUGACAAAUAUACCCUUGACGCGAUUGGGCUCCAUCCGGAUGGUCAUGUGAAAAGGAUGAUGUAUUGGGAAUCCGUCGCACACCUGGUUGUUCCAGGUGGCAUUCUGGUAAUUACCUCCUGUAACAGCACAAAAGAUGAGCUAGUACAAGAGGUGGAAAAUUUCAAUCAAAGACAGGUCGGCUCCGCCGGAUCUAACGGCAAUGGUGAGGCUGCCGUCUUUCGGUAUCUCGAUCAUGUCCAGAUGUAUCCUUCCGCAAUGCGAGGCGGGGCGGAAGGGUCUCGCUUGGCGACCGUCGCAUUCGUUCGCAAGUAAAAUCAGAAAGAUAUAUUAUUUAAUUUCAUAUGCUUUACAUAUAUUUAUAUAUAUGGUACUGCAUAGAGUUUGUUUGUUUUCACUUUCCUUCAUCAUCCUUUCCUCCUGCUGCUGCUGCUGCUGCUGUUUCACCUCUAAUUGAUUUCUUUCCUCUAUUUUUGAGUUAAAGAUAAAGAAAUUGCUUUUGGAUUAAUUAUGACUUGUUUCGGGAGGUAUUCUUGCUACAAUUUGUGAUCUUUCUGUAAAAGACAAGUUCAAAAAAGUUAAAACAAGCAUGAGCCUAUUUACAAGAUAGUUAAUCCAAACUCCGCAAAUUUCACA